AUGGAUACUGCACUAGAUAACACCACUGCUGCUGUUGCGGGUGUGGAGGCACGUGUACAGGUGCAAGCAUUAGGGCUCAUAGACUACAACACCACAAUCCUUCUCACAAAGGUCUUGUAUGGCAUCUGCAUCCCUAUAGCUUUCAGCGGAAUCGUGAUGAACACUGUCAACACUUUAGUAUUUGCCCGCAUUGGAAUGAGAGACAGUGUGAACGUAUCGUUUUUCGCCUUGUCCAUCUCCGACUUGGUCUAUUUGUCUUUUACUUUGUCAUAUCUCAUCCCUAGCACACUGACAAUAAUUUCGGGCCGGCCAAUCAAGUGGCUCCAGAGCCCUUACACGCUCAACUCCUACAUCGUCUGGUAUGCCGUUUUGUUCUACGACCUUUCCAUCUUGAUCACAACCUACAUAGCCGUAGCCAGAUGUUGCUGCGUCACCCUGGCUCUCCAGUUCAGGAGUUUCUUCACUCUGUCUAGGACUUACACAGUCCUGGGCGUUCUUUCCGUCGUAUGCCUGGCUCUCCACAUCCCACUGAUCGCCUCACAGAAUCUGCAAUGGAAGACGGACAAGAAAACAAACACGACAAAGCUGACUCUAGUGCGCUCCGGUGCAUAUCCAGACGUCCAGUACUUCCAUGACAUCACAAACAGAAAUGUUGUUCCCUACACAUGUUUAGCCAUCAAUAUCACCUGUCUCGCAGCUCUCACCUUUACUCUCAAAUCAGCAACUCAGACCCGGAACAUGAUGGCUUCGAGCGCUCCCACGGAUGACAACAGCGGAAAAAAACAGUCGAAGCUCAGCACCAAGGACAUCCAAGUGGUCAAAGCUGUUUCUCUUGUGGCCGCCAUGUUUGUAUUUUGCUCCCUUCUCACCACCAUAAAGGCUUUGGUCCGUCGUGCGAUCCCAGAGUACGACAGUCGUGGUCAGUAUAGAAACCUGUUUCAGCUUACUACGGGUGUGAUGACGAUAUUCACCUACCUGAACGCCUCCGUCAAUAUAACAGUCUACUAUCACUUUAACACCAAGUACAGACAAUCCCUGAUAGAGAUUUUCUGCAAGGGAAAGAAACCUUGA
Messenger RNA from Aplysia californica (California sea hare), 1071 nucleotides. RefSeq lists its product as uncharacterized. Gene Ontology annotation, cellular component: membrane. The record is from RefSeq and is a predicted model, not a curated record. NCBI's taxonomy places the organism in Eukaryota, Metazoa, Mollusca, Gastropoda, Aplysiida, Aplysiidae. Gene Ontology annotation, molecular function: G protein-coupled peptide receptor activity. The coding region runs from base 1 to 1071 and encodes 356 amino acids. The transcript has a single exon.